AUGAUUGUCCCAGAAAUAAUAUUAUGUGGCAACAAAUACUAUCAGCACAUCACAUAUGCACUAGCAGCUUAUAGAGCUGACUACAAGGAACAAGUUCUGUUGUCUUGUAUCAUAUGGAAUUGGUGCCUGAAGUGCCUCACAGACUGGGAGAGUCUGGAUGAUGACACACUCUGCCAUUGCUACAAGCAUGGGAUUGUUGGUGACAUAGUACCAUUCACAAACAAUUUUCUACAUGCAGACAUCUACAGCAUGCUUUCACCAGAUAUCCUCCACCAGCUUAUCAAAGGUGGGUUCAAGGACCACCUGGUCAAUUGGGUCAAGUGCUACCUCACCCAUGUUCAUGGGAAGUGUUAUGCCUGA
This is a messenger RNA of Pisolithus orientalis, 360 nucleotides long. RefSeq lists its product as uncharacterized. The record is from RefSeq and is a predicted model, not a curated record. NCBI's taxonomy places the organism in Eukaryota, Fungi, Basidiomycota, Agaricomycetes, Boletales, Pisolithaceae. The transcript has 3 exons. Bases 1 to 360 code for a protein of 119 amino acids.